Musa acuminata subsp. malaccensis (wild Malaysian banana) is the source of this 1033-nucleotide messenger RNA. Its product is annotated as probable transcription factor KAN2. Gene Ontology annotation, molecular function: transcription cis-regulatory region binding. NCBI's taxonomy places the organism in Eukaryota, Viridiplantae, Streptophyta, Magnoliopsida, Zingiberales, Musaceae. Gene Ontology annotation, biological process: regulation of DNA-templated transcription; abaxial cell fate specification. The record is from RefSeq and is a predicted model, not a curated record.
GGAGGAAGUUUGGUGAUCAAAUGGAGCUCUUUUCAGCAGCACCAGAUUUGUCGCUUCAGAUCGGCUCUGAUGAUGCCACACCACCAAGUUGGAGAAAACCAGAUGAGACCAUGGAGUUAGGGUUUCGACGGAGGGACGUGUGUGAAUCCCCCACCACUACAACCUACAUUUACCCCAUCAUUGCAUCCGCAGCGAACGCCAACGCUGCCGCCUUUGAGCUCUCCUUGGCGAACACAAAUGGUGCCGUCUCCGUCGAUCACCGCCAUCACCACCCACCACUUCCCGAGGUCUGUCACCAAGAUCAAAGCUGGAUGAAACCCAUAACAGGCAUCCCUAUCUACCAACAUCCACCUUCCUUUCCUUUAGUCGCGCCGCAUCAGCAGCAACACUUGUGUGGGCCUUCUUCUUCCACCCACGGUUUCACACCCUUCAUGGCCAGCCAAAGCUUGUCGAGAUCAAGAUACUUGCCGUCGAGGUUCCCCGGCAGGCGGAGCAUGCGAGCGCCAAGGAUGCGAUGGACUACCGCACUCCAUGCCCGCUUUGUCCAUGCUGUGGAGCUGUUGGGUGGCCAUGAGAGAGCUACACCCAAGUCAGUUCUAGAGCUCAUGGAUGUGAAAGAUCUUACCUUGGCUCAUGUGAAAUCCCACCUGCAGAUGUAUCGAACUCUGAAGAACACUGAUAAAUUAGCAGUUCCAUCAGGUCAAUCUGAUGGGUUUGAGAAUGGAUCAACAAGAGAGAAUUCCGAUGAAAACCCGGCAGGCGUUCGUGAUUUCGACCGAUCAGAAUCAUGGGGACACAGACUCGACCAUGUCGGUGCGCGCCCGAGAGGAAGCAUCUACAAUGGAAUAGCAAGAGAAUCUACUACAGAGAGCAUGCAGCAGUAUAAGGAGGAUGAUCAAUCAGACAGCUUUGAAAUGUUUCUGGAAUUGAAUUCAUCGUUUCUUUCGGAGACAUCAAGCCCGAAUAAGCCGAAUCUUGAGAUCACAUUGGGCAGACCACAUUAGCAUGAGCUUUUCCACAAAAAAGUCUCUCU